Molecule: messenger RNA, 522 nt
Organism: Hippopotamus amphibius kiboko
Lineage: Eukaryota; Metazoa; Chordata; Mammalia; Artiodactyla; Hippopotamidae
Product: NADH dehydrogenase [ubiquinone] 1 beta subcomplex subunit 3-like
Exons: 1
Coding region: 1-297 (98 amino acids)
Biological process (GO): mitochondrial respiratory chain complex I assembly; electron transport chain
Cellular component (GO): mitochondrion
Source: RefSeq, a predicted model, not a curated record
AUGGCCCAUGGACAUGGACUUGAACAUGGUCAUAGUAAAAUGGAACUUCCAGAUUAUAAACAACGGAAGAUAGAAGGGACACCAUCGGAAACUGUCCAGGAGAAGUUGGCUGCACGAGGGCUAAGGGACCCAUGGGGCCGCAGUGAAGCUUGGAGAUACCUGGAUGGCUUUGCAAAUAAUGUUUCCUUUGUUGGUGCAUUACUGAAAGGAUGCAAAUGGGGAUUUGCUGCAUUUGUGGUAGCUGUAGGGGCUGAAUGUUACCUGGAGUCCCAGAAAGAAGAUAAGAAGCAUCACUGAAGAUAAUACCUGGAAGUAUCUUUUAAUGUCUUCUUAAUUCUCUUAUAAGAAGAAGAUUUCUUCACUGUAGCCUACUCACCUGUGUGUUUGUUCCUUAAAGAAUACUAGUAAGAUUUAAUAAGAAAACAUGUAAAAAAAUAAAAUAAAAUAUUACAGGAAACAGUGAAAGAAAAGAGGCAGAAGAACCAAGAGAAGCAAAAUAUGGUCAUUGCUGGCCCUACACGU